Kogia breviceps (pygmy sperm whale) is the source of this 3117-nucleotide messenger RNA. The record is from RefSeq and is a predicted model, not a curated record. NCBI's taxonomy places the organism in Eukaryota, Metazoa, Chordata, Mammalia, Artiodactyla, Physeteridae.
UAGGGUAGACCAGUUAGGCUAUUGCAUUCUCCCCGGGUCAGAACUGUUGGGACUUGAAGGGUGGUGGAGAGAGAGGGAAGGAGGGGUGGGGUAAGAUGAUUAUUUUUCACAAAGGAGCAAUGCUUUUUAUCAAAUUUUGAGUUGAAUAUGUCUCCAAAAAUAGAUUGCCAUUGAUUCUGGUCCCACAUUUAAUACUGAACUGUCACUAAAACCCACAAAUCUGUUUUUUUCCCAAAAGUAUAAUUGACAUAGCACAUUAUGUUAGUAUCAGAUGUACAGCAUAAUGAUUACCUAUUUACACCUCAAAAUGAUCACAGUAAGUCUAGUUCCCAUCUGUCACCAUGCAGAGUGACAAAAAACUUUUCUUCUUGUGAUGAGAACUUUUAAGAUUCUCUUGGCAACUUUCAAAUUUGAAAUACAAUGUUGACUAUAGUGACCACACUGUACGUUACAUCCCAUGACGUAUUUAUUUCAUAACUGGAAGUUUGUACUUCUUGACUCCCUUCAUCCAUUUUGCGCCCUCCUCCCAACUGCCCUCCCCGAGAGAGGUUUAUUUUUGAAGACAUGUUUAAGAGGUAGGAUUGACAGGGCUUGAUGUUGGGUUGGAUGGUAGAGGGAAAAGGUAAAUGUCAAGGUGUUUGGUGGCAUAGCUGGAUGAAUGAUGAUACCAUUCCCUGAGCAAGGGCCCUGGAAGAUGAUCACUUUUACGGAGGGGGGAGGGGUGCAGGGGAAACGAGCAUGAAUUCAGUUGUAAAUGCUUUGAGUUUGAGGUGCAUUUGAGACAUCUAGUUGCUAUUGCGUAGGCAGUGGAAUAUUUGGGUCCUGAGUGUGGAGAGUUCUAAGCCAAAUAUAGAAAUGCUUGACUCGUGUACUUCCAGGUGGUUAUUGACAUGUCAGCAGACGACUGCCUGGGAAAGGCAUGUAGAGUGAGGAAGGCUCCAAAGCCCAGCCAGAGGGAGAGGCCACAGUAACAAAAGGCACUGACCUCUAGUUACAGCAGAAAGAAAGAGGAUGGAUGCAGGUGUACUGAGUGACAUGAAUCAGAGUAUGUUGCUUUGCUCUUGUUGACUGAAUGAAGGAAUCAUGCUGUAUAACGGAACCAGUCUGCCCUGCUGUGUGCCUCUCCCUCCAGGAUGCCCGGUGGCACCACCCAUUCACCUCUCCACUGAAACUUCCGUCCCACCAACCCACUGACAGAACUCUUAUUAAAACUGAUCUGGGGCUAGACCCACUGGACGCGUUCUCAGACUUGUUAUUCCUUUGUGGGUCCUGUUGGCCCUGCCUCUGCCUCCCGCCUCCCGCCUCCCACCUCUGCUGACACCGCCCAGGUUCCGGCUUCAUCAGUUCUCAGGCAACACAGUUACCUUCUAACUGGUCCCCCUGCUUCCGGGGCACUUGAUCUCGCCUUUCACACUGUUGCCUGGAUGAUCUAAAAGACAAAAGCAAACAAAAACCAACUCCAUGGAGUCUGAAUCCCUGGAUUCGCAGUGCUCCUUCACGUCUGCCUUUGUGUGUGCUGCUGCUCAGCCUGGAGCGCCCCCCACCCCCACCCCCCCGUUCUUUGGCUUUUCCUAGCCCUUCUAUACCUAGAUCAAACUCUCAGCUCUUUGAAGACAGGGGCAGUCUGUGUCUCUACAAGUGCUUGGCACCCAGUAAAUGAUCAUGGGAUAAGUGGUUGGUUAUUCAUCUUCAAACUCCCAACACCCAGCAUGGCAUGGGUUGGAAGUGGAGUCUCUCCCUGGACCUGAUGACAACCAGCAUCAUGCAGUUACUAACUGCUCUACCCUCACCUAUUGAUGCCUCCCAGGAAAAAACGCCGCCAAAUUUCCCAGAAACCCCAGCUGCUAUUCUACCAACAACCACUGGAGGGCCCCAAACACUGCUGUGGGUCUCCCCAGCUUCCUGUCACCCACACUAGACAGGUGGCCAGCAAGCCUGUUGACCACAGCGCCAUCACUUCCUGGGUAUCACCUCAGUUUGAUACAACAGCAGAAAGCUGGUUCCCAGUCAACCGGAAAUGUCAUCACCGAGACCAGGCAAGGCGUUCAAGUCGAAAAUCUACCAGCUCCAAGUUUCCACACCUAACAUUUGAGAGUCCACAGUCUUCUGCCAGUUCAGCCAGACCUGGGAUCCCCCUAAUCAGGGACGGCCCCAGUCAACCAGAAAAGGACAUUUCUGGAAGGCCCUUGGUUCCCAUGCUCAGCCCCCAAAGCUGCGGGGAGCUGUCAGCACAUGCACUUCAGAACUUCCCUUAUGUGUUCAUUCCACCGGAUAUCCAGAGCCCAGAGGCCUCAGGGCAGGGAGGGCCCAUUCCCUCCGAGCAGAGGGAAAACAGCCUUCCCAGCUGCUCCCUUCGCACAAGCACGCCCAAGAGCCCAGAGCCCGGGCCUGUUCUGGUUAAAGACACUCCUGAGGAGAAGUACGGGAUAAAGGUCACGUGGAGGAGGCGACGACACCUGUUCACUUACCUCAGGGAGAGGGGCAAGCUGAGCAGAAGCCAGUUCCUUGUGAAAAACUGACUGGGUUUCCCGGACGUCCGUGGUCUCAAGAAAUUGAUUGCGGGAGUCAAACGGGAAUUGAAUUCCCACAUUUGCUUUUUAAAAUACCUUGUGUCAUGAACAGUUUUUAGUGUCAUAAACAGUUCACUUCGUAUUUUCCUUGUAUUAGCUGUUUAAAAUUUUUAAAUACCUUGUAACUGUUUAAAAAGUCUGUAGAUAAAUAAAUGGCUGCAGAAAGUUUUUAGAGAACCCUGCUUCUGUCGCUAAUGCAGCAGCACCGCCCCCGCUACAAAUGGGCUUUCUUAAUUGUUCCCUUUAACCACUGCUUAUUCAUCCUUUUAAACACCUCAUUCAAACUAAUUCAUUCCACAUGUCUGAGUACCGACUCCGUGACCGCUUCCUCUGUGACCAGAUGCACAGAAAAACUCAAAGCAAACUGACUCUUUGUAGUUGAGCUGCUGUCUCUGCAAUCUUGGCUCAUCUGCUGAGAGGGCUGGAUGAAGAAAGGGCAGCAAGCCUGUUUUAAUGAGUCAGUGGGACCAAGGGAGAUAAAGGGGACAUAGGUUACUUAGGGUUACUAUGUUUUGAAUUUUUGUUUCCAACUGUAGUAAUCUGUAAA